Messenger RNA from Priapulus caudatus, 5926 nucleotides. RefSeq lists its product as uncharacterized. NCBI's taxonomy places the organism in Eukaryota, Metazoa, Priapulida, Priapulimorpha, Priapulimorphida, Priapulidae. The record is from RefSeq and is a predicted model, not a curated record. The transcript is spliced from 2 exons. Gene Ontology annotation, molecular function: nucleic acid binding; zinc ion binding. The annotation marks the transcript as partial.
UGCAGGUGUGUACGCUGCGGAUGUUGAACGUUAGGUAUUUUCCUGUUUUUGGUUGACCGUAGAGCGCCUCCGGUUUGAAGGCGGUUAUGAGGAACUACAAAAUGUAGUUCCUGUAAUAAUUUAUUUCUCGUAUAAAUAUCGAGGUUUAUUGUGUGUCCUAUGUAUUUUUGAAAGGACAGUGGUGUACGAAUGACUGUAAAUUCAUGCAAAUUCAUUUCAUUGUAGUUUUGUAUGUUCUAGCGCAUUAAUACAUGUAUUGGGUGAGGGACUUGUGUUUUGUGCGACCAUAUGCUUUCGACCCGGCGGGUUUACGAUUUUGCAACCAGAACUUGCAGAAGGCUCAAAGUCGUUGACGGUUAAUAAACGAGACCCGUGCUGACAAGAGCUCUACUUGCGACUUAUUUCUGAAACCUGCGACCCGCCGUUACAGUCAACGACUACAGCCGGGUGCAGUGAGGUUAGAGGUCAAGACUAUCGUGAGAUGAUAUCCGUUCCGGAUCUUUGAAGACACUGGUGGUUUCGAUCCUUUGAUGAUACCUGCACAGAUGACGGCGCCUUAGAUGACGACAAGACAUGCAGCAUAGAGACUUUGUUAGAAUUUAUCUAUGUUGUUCUAUGACAGGGAAUGUCCUGAUGUGUGUAUGAAACUAUGAUAUCCACACAUUUUGACCAUUGAUAUUUGAAAUGUCAUUGAUGAUGUAUUGCAUUAGUAUUGAUGAUGACGUUGCUGAAUACUGAUGUGUGUGCUUGCUCAUGUAUACACGUACAUAUGCACUGAGGUAUUUUGAUGUGUGUACAGUAGCCAAAUCCUGUUGAGAAUAUGCGGUGUAUUUUGUUUGCUUGAGUCCCCACAAUGAGUGGAUUUGUGGCAAGUCCACAUACACUGUACACAUAUAUUAUUGGGUAUCUAGGCGACAAGUAGUCGCAUGUAUUUUGAAUCUAUGGGAAGAAAGUGUAUUUGGCCUGUAGUAUUUCCACUCAUUUAGCCCUACUAAUCAACAUGUCAAUCAGAGGUGAAACAUUGCCAGGUCCUUUGGGAGAAGAGACCACAUCAGAUGAACAGCAUUAUAGUGAUGAUACACAUGAGGUUAGGGAAUCUACUCUUAGGCGUAGUGAAAGAACGCCCAAACCGAGCAUUAAGGUACAGGAGAACUGUGAAACCCAGUUCUGGGAACUUGUCAAUAAUUUGAAUCAGUCGAUAGAGAAGAUCGAUAAACACCUCCAGACAGAGUGCUCUGUCAGUGUAAAAAUGAGCAUGGAACGGGAGGUGCUGAAGGCUAGUGAAGACUUAGACAAAGCCUAUGAACAGCUCAGAUACGUCUUUCCAGAUGGCGUCCCCAGUGCUGCUAGAACUGCAUCUGACCGAUGUCAUGGUGGAUUGAUGAGCUUGCUUGAUGGUAUAAGGGUGGUUGAUAGAAACCCUCUCGACUUUCUAGAUAAAAUGAGCAUCAAAACAAGUUAUACAACUUCUUCUAAGAGAGCUUUGUUAGCUGCUAAGGCUGCUGCACUCCAGGUUGAACUGGAAGCUAGACAAAUCGAGAGUCAGCAGAGAUUAGACUUAGCCAGAUUAGAAGCUAGGGAGAAAGCACGGCAAGCAGAAGUUGAAAUAGAGUUUGAGAGAAGGAGAAGGGAAAUAGAAGAAAAAAAAUUGGAAAUGGAAUUGAAGAAAACUGAAACUGAGAUGAAAGCUCUAGAACAGGGUUCUUCAAUUAACAUUAAGCCAGCUGUAAUCAAAAAGUCUUCAAAGGACUUCACAACACAGAAACACGAAGUUAUAUACACACCAGCUGCUGAAACUGCUAUUAAAGACCUUACCAAGUCUUUCAGUGAAUCUUUGAACCUCAGCAGACUUCCCGCGCCGGAACCCUUUGUCUUCGAUGGUGAACCUUUGAAUUAUCCUGCAUGGAAGGCUGCAUUUUCGGCGCUUAUAGACCAUCAGGGAAUCUCUCCACGAGAAAAGAUUCACUAUCUGAGAAAAUACUUGUCGGGAGAAGCCAGAGAAUCCGUAGAAGGUCUGUUCUACUUUGAUACCAAAGAAGCAUACUUAGCUUCGCUAAAGAUGUUGGAGGAAAGAUAUGGGAAUCCUUUCUUGGUAGCUGAAGGAUUUAGAAACAAGAUUGAGAAUUGGCCACGCAUUCAGGCUAAUGACAGCAAGGCAUUGCGAAAGUUCACAGACUUUUUAAGACAGUGUUUGGUCGCAAUAGCUCACAUACCAAGCUUGGAGAUAUUGAAUGAUUGCAGAGAGAACAGAAAGAUGUUGACCAAGCUUCCAGAUUGGAUGGUCAGAACAUGGAGUAGAAUAGUAACAGGAGAGACAGCAAAGGGAUCAUUUCCCUCUUUCGAGAAGUUUGUUACAUUCCUGACAAAGGAGGCGGAUAUUGCGUGCAAUCCAGUUGUGACAGUCGAGAACCUGAGGCAAUCUAGAUCACCUGAGAAGUCAACAAGGCGACCUGCAAGGGUUAAUGUGUUGGCUAGCGAAGCAACGAAACCAACAGAUGUGAAACUUUGCAUAUUCUGCGACAAACCCAAUCAUAAUGUGGACAGUUGCCGAGCAUUCGGAGGCAAGACUCCAAGUGAGAGACGAGAAUUCUUAAUGAAGAAUGGACUCUGCUUUGGCUGUCUGAGACAGGGACACCUUUCUAAGAAAUGUCCCAAGAGGAGUAACUGCGGAAAGUGUCAGAACAAGCAUCCCACCAUCCUACAUGGGGAUUAUGAAGCUCUCCACCCCCCUGCUGACCAAGAUAGCAGUUUUACAAGACCGGACAGAGAUAGUAGAGUGUCCUCGCGAACAAAGGUAGAGAGUGUGGCUGGUAGAUCGUCCAUGAUAUUGCCAGUCUAUCUCUCAUCACAAGGUGAUCCAAACAAGGAAUGCCUUGUUUAUGCACUGUUAGACACGCAGAGUGAUACAACCUUUGUGCUGGAAGAAAUCGGAGAUGACACAAGUGCAUGCCCAGAAUCGACAAGACUCAAGUUGUCAACAAUGACAUCCACAUCCGUGAUCGACUGUCAUCGAUACACCGACUUACAGAUCAGAGGUGUGGGCUGUCAUGAACGUUUCCGGUUACCUGUGAGUUAUUCCCGGAGCUUCAUCCCAGUGAACAAAUCACACAUUCCUACACCGGAAGUGGCCAAGAAGUGGCCCCACCUGGAGAACCUAUCCGACAAGAUUGCACCUUUACAGAACUGCGAAGUGGCACUGCUCAUCGGGUAUGACUGCCCGAGAGCACUGGCACCUAUGGACGUCGUUCGCGGAACGGCCGACGAGCCCUUUGGUCUGAAAACGGAAUUAGGAUGGACUAUAGUUGGACGAACUAUGUGUGCGACAGAUGAGGAACACAUCACACACAGAGUACUGACGAAGCCUAUUCCAGAAGAAGUCAAGGUGCACGGGAGAGACGAAGUCAGUUUUGUAUGCCGAACAAAGAUCUCCGAGGAGAUUACGCUUCCACAGAUCGUCAAGAUUCUGGAAAGCGACUUCCAGGACAAGAACCAAGAGACAGUAAUGUCACAGGACGACUUGAAGUUUUUGCAGAUUGUCCAGUCUGGCAUUCAUCAGGAUGAAGAAGGGUUUUAUGAGAUGCCACUUCCAUUCAGGGACGGCAAACCAACAUUGCCGGAUAAUAAAGUCAUGGUCAUGCGACGUCUAGACCAUCUCAGAAAGAGGUUCAAGGCAAACUCAACAUAUUACGAAGAUUACAGAAAGUUCAUGGACAACGUCCUGCAGCACAGGGACGCUGAAGAAGUCGCGAGUGAAGAAGCUGAUUCCACCACGACUACGAGCUGGUAUAUUCCUCAUCAUGGAGUAUACAAUCCGAAAAAGCCCGAGAAAAUUCGUGUCGUUUUUGAUUGUAGCGCACGUUACAAAGGAGCCUGUUUGAACGACCACUUGCUACGAGGGCCAGACCUGAUAAACUCCCUUAUUGGCGUCUUGUGUCGCUUUAGAGAAAAACCAGUAGCAGUGAUGGGAGACGUGGAACGUAUGUUCCAUCAGUUUCGCGUCAAUGGAGAAGAUCGAGACUUUUUGAGAUUCCUGUGGUUUCGGAACGGAGACAUGGAUCAAGAAGUAGUAGCGUACAGGAUGAAAGUACAUCUGUUCGGAGCUACUAGCUCCCCUGGAUGCGCUAACUUCGGCUUGAAGAAACUUGCCGCAGAUCACAGAGACGAAUUCAGUUCAGAGGUUUGUGAUUUCCUCACCAACGAUUUCUAUGUGGACGAUGGCUUGAAGAGUUGUGCAACAACACAGGAAGCCAUCAAGCUCGUGGAAGACUCGAGAACACUGUGUGCCACUGGAAAUUUAAGGCUUCACAAAUUCACCUCAAACAACCAGGAGGUACUGCGCUCUAUUCCGGAGUCUGAGAGAGCCAAAGAUCAGUCGCUGGACAUGAGCCUGGGUGACUCGCAAAUGGAAAGAGUACUUGGGAUACACUGGUCCGUGAUUCCAGACCAGUUUUGCUUUCGACUGAAGCUUGGUGAAAGGCCACUGACUCGCAGAGGAGUAUUGUCCGCAGUGGCCUCUGUGUACGACCCCCUUGGAUGCUUGGCACCAUUUGUCUUGAGAGGCAAGUGGAUCCUACAACAAAUGUGCAAGGAGAAAGUUGGAUGGGACGAUCCUCUCAGCGAGAGUUUACGACCCAAAUGGGAACAGUGGGUGGCAGAGCUACCUACUCUUGAGCAGCUACAGAUUCCUAGAUGCCUAGUCCCCGAGAAAUUUGGAGACAUCGUCAGCUGCGAACUUCAUCACUUCUCCGACGCCAGCGUGAGCGGUUAUGGGCAGUGUUCAUAUCUUCGGCUGAAGAAUCAAAAUCAAGAUGUGCACUGUGCCCUAGUGAUGGGAAAGGCUCGGGUGUGUCCUCUGAAAGUAUUGUCCAUACCAAGACUCGAGCUUGCCGCAGCUCUCGUUUCGGCGAAGAUCAGCAGCAUUUUGAGAACUGAAAUGACCUACGCAAACAUCCAAGAUUACUUUUGGACAGACUCCAAAGUGGUCCUUGGGUAUAUCAACAACGACGCAAGAAGAUUCCAUGUGUACGUCGCUAACCGUGUACAACAGAUUCAAAACGUGUCUGAGCCGAGUCAGUGGAGAUAUGUCGAGAGUGCAAACAACCCGGCAGACCAUGCAUCCAGAGGUCUACAUGUUGACGAGCUGAUUCAGUCUAAUUGGCUCAAGGGACCUGCUUUCUUGUGGAAUCCCGAGGUGCAGCCGGAGGAUACCCUGCUCUUGGCUGAGGAUCCAGAAGUACGACGUGUGAUUAUCAACAGGAACCAGACGUCAGACGGAGACCACAGAUCAAUAUGUGACAGACUGUCGAAGUUUUCCAACUGGCGGAGUGCUGUCAACGCAGUUGCCGUGCUCGUCAGAUACGUCCGGAAAGAUGGAGAGGGCGGAGUACCUCUGGUGGAGGAAGACCGACAGAAGGCCGUAGCAACUAUCAUCAAGUCUGUGCAAAAGGAGGCGUUUGGGGAGACGCUUGGGAGUCUCGGGAAGACGACAGACGGACGUAUCCGCAGUUUGGAUCCAUUCAUCGACUCGGAAGGAGUUCUAAGAGUGGGUGGCAGACUCAGCAGAUCAACGAUGAAGUAUGGAGUAAAGCACCCCAUUAUUCUCCCUAAUGCAAAGUCUAGUCAUGUGGUUGGCCUGAUUGUCAUGCAUCAUCCCCAAGGCGUUGCUCAUCAGGGAAGAGGGUUCACCAUAAACGCACUACGAGAGCAUGGCUACUGGAUCAUAGGAUGCAGCAGAGCGGUCUCAUCCCUGAUCUACAGAUGCGUGACGUGUAGAAAACUUCGCGGAUCAUGCCAGACUCAGAAAAUGGCGCAGCUACCUGAAGACCGAAUCGAACCGGCCCCUCCUUUCACGUACUGUGGGAUCGACUGUUUUGGACCAUUUGUCGUCAAAGAUGGACGUCGAGAACUGAAAAGAUACGGACUACUU